Molecule: messenger RNA, 3312 nt
Organism: Sclerotinia trifoliorum
Lineage: Eukaryota; Fungi; Ascomycota; Leotiomycetes; Helotiales; Sclerotiniaceae
Source: the annotation of a GenBank genome assembly
CCCGCCGAAAUCUGAAAGCAUUAAGAAGAAUAAGAAGAAUAAGAAGAAGUAUGAGAAUUGGAUUGGAUUGGAUUAUUCGAUGAGAACUUUCUCAGAGAUCGAAGUUUUAUUCCCUUUUAUGUUCUCUUCUCUCGACUUCUCAAUACCACCAUACUAUAUCUAUCAUACACAUAAAUCAUACAAAUACUAAACUCCAAGGGCAUAUUCACGCCUUCCGAGCCAGCCAAACGAGGCCACGAAUUCAUCCCUCCCGUUUUACCUGCCCUACUUAUUAUUACUACGGUCGGCAACCAAAACCUUGAAACUCUUUUUCCUUUUACAUCUCUACAACCACAUCAAAUCACUCAUACCAAUACAUACCCUUCAUCCUUCCAUAGGAUCAACAGCAUCAAAUAGGUACGUACACACACAUCCAUACCGUGUGGGAUGAUAGAUAUGAUAUGAUAUGAUAUGAUAUUGGAAUAUCAUUCAACAUCCCAUCUUGAUCAAUAAAUCAUUCACUUCCCUCCAUUUCAUUUCCUUCUCAUUAUUCACUUUGAUCAUUCGAUUAAUCCGCCGCUGUUUCGUGUUGUACUGUAUUCGCGUUAGCCGCUUAUUUCCUUCUUUCUCUGAAAUCUAUCCCCAUCUCCUCCCACACACCGCUUCCUUCUUUUCCAAUACAAAAAAAAUCACUUAUCAUAUCAAAUCCAAACUACAACUGACACGACUUCUUCCCAUUUAGUGUCUGUUCUUCCAGUUUUCUCUUUCGACCUUUCAACCUCACCACCACCACCACCACCACCACUCCUUCUUUAAUUCAUUAAAGUCGGCUGGUCCUCAACGUUGACUACCCUACGCUCUUCAACAAUCAUCCUACAUCCUCCUCGACUCUGGUAUCGGAAACCCGGUACACUGAGUCCAUAGUUCAACUUCAAGAUGACUACUAUGGUGGGUGCUAAGCCAAAAACAUCCCCUCUGGUUUAUACUCCCAUUUUCCAGCCCUUCAUAUACACAUUCUUGUUAUUUUCAUCAUUUUCUACCUGUGCGGCUGGAAUCGGAAAAUGGUUCAUGAUAAUCCCUCACUUUGGAUAUUCAUCACAGUCUUGUUACAGGGUAGCACAUGCUUAUACUCUUUCAUCAUUCCUAUUUACAAUUACUCGCUUCGUCGCUAUAACAAUUGCUAAUCUUUCAUCUCUUCACAGGAUCUUCGCGUCGGCAAUAAAUACCGCAUUGGCCGAAAGAUUGGUAGUGGUUCUUUUGGUGAUAUCUACCUUGGCACCAACAUCAUCUCCGGUGAAGAGAUUGCUAUCAAGCUUGAGUCUGUCAAGGCUAAGCAUCCUCAACUCGAAUACGAGGCUCGUGUCUAUAAGUCCUUAGCUGGUGGUGUUGGCAUUCCUUUCGUUCGCUGGUUCGGUACAGAAUGUGAUUACAAUGCCAUGGUUCUUGAUCUUCUCGGUCCCAGUUUGGAAGAUCUCUUCAACUUCUGCAACCGCAAGUUCUCCUUGAAGACGGUCCUUCUUCUCGCGGAUCAACUCAUCUCCCGGAUCGAGUACAUUCACGCCAAAUCCUUCAUCCAUCGUGAUAUCAAACCUGAUAAUUUUCUCAUGGGCAUUGGGAAGCGUGGUAACCAAGUAAAUGUGAUCGAUUUUGGUUUGGCCAAGAAGUACAGAGACCCAAAGACUCACUUCCACAUCCCAUACCGUGAGAACAAGAACUUGACCGGUACUGCUCGUUAUGCCUCCAUCAACACUCAUCUUGGUGUCGGUAUGUACUGCCCUUUCUUCUGCUACUGCCAUCCAUGCUAAUUCAUUCGUUACAGAGCAAUCCCGUCGUGAUGACAUGGAAUCCUUGGGAUAUGUCAUGCUUUACUUCUGUCGUGGUUCUCUUCCAUGGCAAGGUCUUAAGGCUGCUACCAAGAAGCAGAAGUAUGACCGUAUCAUGGAGAAGAAGAUGACUACUCCUACCGAAGUCCUUUGCCGUGGAUUCCCUAAUGAGUUCGCCAUCUAUCUCAACUAUACCCGUUCUCUUCGAUUCGAUGACAAGCCAGAUUACUCUUACCUCCGAAAGAUUUUCCGUGAUCUUUUCGUUCGUGAAGGUUUCCAAUAUGACUACGUCUUUGACUGGACUGUCUACAAGUACCAAAAGAACGCUCAGCAACAAAUCAAGCCACAAGAGGGAGAGAAGGCAUCAGCUGAGGUUCAAACCAGCGCUCAAGCAACUGCUGGAAACAAUGCCGGUAGACAACGCAAGACUGUUACUCCAAUUCAGCAACAGGGACAAGCUCCAGAAGGAACAGGUCACUAGUAAGUUACCCCGUCUUCGAAUUUGCCUUUUGCACAGAAACCAUUUUUCUUCUCCGCGUUUGGCUCCGAUAGCGCUGGCCGCGAAGAGGACAUUACGCUAAUAGACGGCUGACGCUUUAGUUAUUAAAACAGCCUACGUUCUGCCGGUCCACCUCCACCAGGCAAUGGUCUCUGAAAUGCCGGAAUGAAUCGACUCUCGUAGAUUUGUUUUUCGUUACUCGACAUUCGGCUACGUGAGACUGGAUCAAUCCCAACAAACAAACAUCGUUGACCAUAACAAGACUUGUUUAUUGACACAUUCUUGAAUUUGGCUCGAUUUUCACUCCAACAACUAUCUCUUUAUGGACCGCUUUCUUUUUUAGUUUUCAAGGAUCGAUUACUGGCUUUCCUAAUGGCUCGAGCACUUUGGUUUUCAUCAUGACUUCUGACUCACAUUUGAUUAUUCCCAUGGAAUGAUCAUUUGGUGGGCAACGUCAUUGGGACUCCAAAUAAUCGAACGGCAUGUCGAUGACAUAAUUUAUUCUUUUUGAAGUAUCACGACAACCCUAAAUCAUCAGAUUUAUCACUUCAAAGGUUAUUUUUUGGUCAUCUAACAAAUCCGUCAUGAUCCCGAAACAAGCGAGUACAAGGCACAAAGUCAAACAUGCAUGCUUCAAUUCAUUGCGUUGUAUUGACAAGUCCAUUGUUUUUUCCAGAGAUGUUUUUGUUUUCAAAUGGAUAUUUUACAUUCUUUUCUGUUGCGUUGCUUUUCAUUGAAUGAUAUUCGGACUAUGUGUGGAAGAGGGGUUUGAGAGUGAUGUGGUAAUGAGGGGUGAUUGAUACUCGAGAUAUCAAUCUGGAGGGACGUUGCAUUUCUUUUGACAACUAUCUUCGGGGAUAAUAUUACACAAUCGAGAUGAAAUACUUUUCGGAGGCUACAGGGGUGACCACACAUGGGAAGAGCAGCUUCUGGGGAGGUCUCUUUAUUUGUUGAUUGUCAUUUCAUUUUAAAAAAAAAAACUUAGUUGUGUUUCAUGGUGGAAUGGAUGGG